This is a messenger RNA of Galendromus occidentalis (western predatory mite), 2166 nucleotides long. RefSeq names its product AFG3-like protein 2. Gene Ontology annotation, molecular function: zinc ion binding; metalloendopeptidase activity; ATP binding. Gene Ontology annotation, cellular component: membrane; m-AAA complex. The record is from RefSeq and is a predicted model, not a curated record. Gene Ontology annotation, biological process: mitochondrial protein processing. NCBI's taxonomy places the organism in Eukaryota, Metazoa, Arthropoda, Arachnida, Mesostigmata, Phytoseiidae.
GCAAGCGCCUCUCAACCGAAUAAUCAGAAGUCUCGGAACCAACCACCGUGGCCCUUCGGCGAUGGAGGCACUGGAGGUUCAGACAAGAAAAACCCGUUCCAAGGCAGUCCCGAUGAUUUCAACCGGAAGAUACAGCAAGUAACCGUGUUCAUUGUUUUCGCAUUGAUGGCCUAUGGUUUCCACGAAAUGAGGUACAAAGAGAUUACUUGGAAGCAAUUCGUACAAGAGUACCUCUCACGGGGCGUAGUCGAGAAGCUUGAGGUGGUGAAUUCGAAAUGGGUUCGAGUCACUCUCAGUGGCCAAGAUUCGGGCAACAUUCUGUGGUUCAAUAUUGGCUCUGUGGACUCUCUGGAGCGUAAUCUCGACAAUGUCCAAGCAGAAAUGAACAUAGAUUCCAUCAACUAUGUCCCAGUUGUCUAUAAGAGCGAGCUAGACUCGUCAGGACUCCUGAACAUGUUGCCGACAGCCUUGCUCAUUCUCGUCCCACUAUACUUCUUCAUGAAAGCUCCGGGUUUCAAAGGUAUGAUGGGCGGGGAAGGGGGAAUCUUCGGCGUUGGUCAGAGCACUGCGAAGUUGAUCAAACCAAGCGAUAUCGGUGUCAAGUUCCGGGACGUCGCGGGCUGCGAGGAGGCCAAGGUUGAGAUUAUGGAGUUCGUGAAUUUCUUGAAGAAUCCGCAGCAGUAUAUCGAUCUGGGUGCCAAGAUCCCGAAGGGCGCGAUGCUCACCGGCCCCCCUGGCACUGGAAAGACGCUCCUAGCAAAAGCGACCGCGGGGGAAGCCAAUGUACCGUUCCUGAGUGUUUCGGGAUCCGAAUUCCUCGAAAUGUUCGUGGGCGUGGGCCCAUCGAGGGUCAGAGAUAUGUUCACGAAAGCGAGGAAACACGCACCGUGUAUUUUAUUCAUCGACGAAAUCGACGCCGUAGGGAGGAAACGAGGCGGGAAGAACUUCAGCGGACACUCAGAACAGGAAAACACAUUGAAUCAACUACUCGUUGAGAUGGAUGGUUUCAAUACUACCACGAACGUGGUAGUUCUCGCAGCGACCAAUCGGAUCGACAUCCUCGACAAAGCGCUCUUGCGUCCAGGUCGCUUCGACAGGCAGAUAUUCGUCGGGGCGCCAGAUAUCAAAGGCAGGGCCAGCAUUUUCAAGGUGCACCUCAAAAAUUUGAAGACUUUGCUGAACAAGGACGAUCUAUCGAGGAAGAUGGCUGCUCUGACUCCAGGGUUCACUGGAGCUGACAUUGCGAACGUCUGCAACGAGGCCGCCCUGAUCGCCGCACGAGAGCUCAGCAACAGCAUUGAGUUGAAGCAUUUCGAACAGGCGAUCGAAAGGGUUGUGGCUGGCAUGGAAAAGAAAACCAAUGUUCUCCAGCCUGAGGAAAAGAAAACUGUGGCUUACCACGAGGCUGGGCAUGCAGUGGCUGGUUGGUUCCUCGAGCACGCUGAUCCUUUAUUGAAGGUUUCAAUUAUCCCGCGGGGCAAGGGCCUCGGUUACGCGCAGUACUUGCCGAAGGAGCAGUACCUCUAUACAACGGAACAACUGUUCGACCGCAUGUGCAUGACUCUGGGAGGUCGAGUCAGCGAGCAAAUAUUUUUCAAGAAAAUCACCACCGGAGCUCAGGACGAUCUUCAGAAGGUGACUCGGAGCGCAUAUGCGCAGAUUGUUCAAUUCGGCAUGAAUGAUAAGAUUGGGAACCUGUCCUUCGAAAUGCCGCAGCCCGGAGACAUGGUCAUGGAGAAGCCUUACUCGGAGGAAACUGCGCAGAUGAUUGAUUCAGAAGUGCGAUCUCUUGUCGAUAGAGCCUACGAUACCACGAUGAAGCUGCUCACAGAUCAUAGAUCCGACGUUGAAAAAGUUGCCGUGCGAUUAUUGUCGAAAGAGAUCCUGAAUCGUGAAGACAUGAUAGAGUUGCUGGGGAAGCGGCCCUUCCCGGAAAAGUCCACAUAUGAAGAAUUCGUACAAGGCACAGGAUCGUUUGAGGAGGACGUCACAUUACCCAAAGGCUUAGAGUCGUGGAAUAAAGCGAAGGAAGAGCGGACAUCGGAGGGGGAAAAAUCCACGACAGCAAGCACAGAGGGAGCGGGCGAGAAGAAAAAAUCCGAGUGAAAUAUAUCCCGAUAAGCUCCUCUGCUGUCUCCGAACAGACUCGACUUCGCGUCAAUCAAU